GCGCUAUUUAUAAGUAAUUAGUAUGAGUCGACGUUGGUUGUUGAAGAGUGGUCGAGGCGAGAACGAUUAGCAGUCCCUGUCGCGAGAAAAUGUUCUAUAGCUGACGAUUUGCAGACACUGUGGAGUCAACGCAGAUCUUUUGCGAGUACUGAGUAAAUAAAUAAAUAUAUGGACGACUUGGGUGAAUUCUGAACAAAGAGAACAACCAUGAUGGAUACCGUAUCCAACCCUAGCGGAGGCCCUUGGGCUGGCGUAGGUCUCGCCUGCGCACUCGGUUUCCUGGGUUUCGCAGUGGGGCGUCAGUACGAGAAAAGAAACAACACGACUAAGGGAAGAACCGUUGCCACUGAGGAAGCAAGUGCAGCCAAAAAUGGAGAUAGUAACUGUGGUGGCGGCGCUACGACGAGGUCGUCAGCGGGAGAGGGUGAUGCUGCGACACCUAGUGGAGCUCUUAAGACGGCGCCCUUUGGGUCCUCCAAAAAGGUAGCUAACAUCCUACGAAGUGAAUCCGAAAACGUUCCUAACCUCAAUGAGAUGCAGAAACUGGGGGAAGGUGGUCCAGGAGAUAAAGAGCAAGAGGCGACACCAGUAGCAAAUACCUUUCUUGGAAGGGAAAUUACAACAGACGAUGAUGUGCCGAGCUCGAAGACUCUGCCUUUAACCAAGAUUAUGGAUUAGUUUGUCAUUGAUACUAGUCUAGUCCUUGGUGCGUGCUUCUGGGCCAGUCUCUCGACACCGAGGAUAGUGUCGCCAUUCUUUAUCAAUCUGGAUCUCUCCAAUAAGGAGGUACUACAACACUGAUCGGGCUCACAGAUAGAAACCUACAACUGCUAAAUAAGAGGCUCCAUGACAUCACAAUCACUCUAUCGACGUUUCUAAUUCCCGCGGCAACAUGAUAGUUCCGCAUUCUCCGUUGUCCCGGCAUCGUUCACUGUCUCGGACAAGCAGCAAUGCCCACGAUCUAUUGAAUGCGAUUUCCGAAACGACGCAAACGGCCAUCAAUUCAAGCGAGAUGACCGAAGAAAAAAAUAGGGAACACUCGUUUUUGCUGUAUUCUCUGUAUGGGACUUACUUCUAUCCGGGAUACCUGUACAACCGGUUCUCGGAGAGGAGAAAUCACCACGACAAGUUGGAGAAACUAGCGACUUUGUUGGGAAAGAAAUAUUUGGAAGCGCAGCGCCUGUUGCAACAGGUGGGUCUUGUGCUAAGGUUCUUGGCAUGA
This is a messenger RNA of Amoebophrya sp. A25, 1222 nucleotides long. The record is from the annotation of a GenBank genome assembly. Lineage: Eukaryota; Dinophyceae; Syndiniales; Amoebophryaceae.